GUUGGCAAACAACAGAACUAUAUACGGAUGACCUAAAAACACAACCUUUUCUACAUGCCUGUAAUUCUAAAACCCUUUCAGAUUCUUGAAAAAUCCUCCAUCCAAAAAUCCUAUCAGAUUCUCAUUUUCGUCUGCUAGAGGCAAAAAAGUGUAAAAAAUAUCGAUCAGCAUUUUCAGUUCGCGAGGUACAUAAGGAAUCGAAAGGAUUCUUUCCAGAGUUAUUUCUGAUCUGGUUGGUUGCUGGAAAACCCUCAUUUGAAGUGUUUUUUCGUUGUCUCCAAACCCCUGUAAAAAUGGCCGCUGAGGGUACAGUUGCAGACAUGUUUACAGUCCAGAAGACUAUGGGUCAAGUCCUGUGCUGCAUGUGUGGCAUUUCUAUGCCACCCAAUGCAGCCAAUAUGUGUGUAAAUUGCAUCCGUUCUCAAGUUGACAUCACAGAGGGCUUGCAGAAACAUGUCACAAUCCUCCACUGCCCUGAAUGCAGUUCUUAUUUACAGCCCCCCAAAACAUGGAUCAAAGCUCAGCUAGAAUCUAAAGAGCUUCUGACUUUCUGCAUCAAAAGGCUUAAAAAUCUCAAUAAAGUCAGGCUUGUUCAUGCUGAAUUCAUAUGGACUGAGCCUCAUUCUAAACGAAUUAAAGUCAAGUUGAGAAUACAAAAGGAGGUCCUUAAUGGGGCUAUAUUAGAACAGGCUUAUGUUGUUGAGUAUGUACAACAAGAGCAUAUGUGCGACAGCUGUAGGAGGGUUCAGACAAACCCAGAUCAGUAUGUGGCUGUUGUGCAGGUACGACAACAUGUUAGCCAUAGGAGAACAUUUUUCUAUCUUGAACAGUUGAUACUCAAGCAUGGUGCAGCUGCACAGGCGGUUAAUAUUAAGCAAGUUCACGAGGGUGUUGACUUUUUCUUUGCUAAUAGGAGCCAUGGUUCUAAGUUUGUGAACUUUUUGGGUAGUGUGGUGCCUACUUUGAAUCGAAACGAUAAGCAGCUGGUAUCACAGGAUAUUAAGAGUAAUACUUAUAAUUACAAGUAUACUUUCUCUGUUCAGAUUUGUCCUGUUUGCAAAGAAGAUCUGAUUUGCCUUCCUCCCAAAGUUUCUUCUAGUUUGGGGAACUUGGGUCCUCUUGUUUUGUGCACCAAAGUGAGUACUAAUAUUAUGCUGCUUGAUACAUUUACCUCAAGGCAUGCAUUUAUGGAUGCAAAUCAAUAUUGGAGGGUGCCCUUUAGGUCUCUUCUCUCAGGCAGGCAGUUGGUAGAGUAUAUUGUUUUGGAUAUUGAGGUUAAUGUUGGCUUGAUUACUGUGGGUGGUAUGAAGUAUUCAUUGGCAGAUGCACAGGUUGCUCGUGUUUCAGACUUUGGAAAGAAUGACACAAUUUUUAAUGUGAAAACUCAUCUGGGUCAUCUUCUGAAUCCUGGAGACUAUGCUCUUGGUUAUGAUCUCUAUGGUGCAAAUACUAAUGAUUUAGAAAUGGACAAGUAUAAAGGACUUAAUCUUCCUGAUGUAGUUUUGGUUAAGAAAAGUUAUGAAGAGAAACGCCAGAAGAAGAGAGGCAAGCCUCGGCCCUGGAAGCUUAAUAAUCUGCCUAUGGAGGUGGAGCCAUCUUCUAAAGUUAAAACAGAGGAUGCAAAGGAAACUCAAGACUAUGAAAAGUUUUUGGAAGAAUUGGAAGAAGACCAAGAGAUGCGGUCAAAGAUUGCCUUGUAUAGAAAUAAGAAUUAUCAACCAUCAGAGACAGUGUCUAUGACUGAUGGUGAAGAUGCUCCUUCUGUACCAUUAGAAGAGUUACUAAAUGAUCUUGCACUAGAGGAUGAUGAGCAAGAAGAUGAAGAAAUGGAAGGUUAAAUGCUAAAAGUUUUUUUUUUCUUGUUUUGCUUUUUUGUAAAUGACAUGGUCAAUUUGUGUUUCGAAAGAGUUAAUCUUUUAGACUAAGGUAUGGGAUUUGUUUGUACGCCGUGUAUUUGAAAUGGAGAGCAUGAAAAGAAUUGUCAUCUGACAGUUAUGCAAGUAUACAUAAUUUGACAGUGUUUUUUACUUAUACAUGUUGUCAAAUUUGUUUCAUAGACUUAAUUCAAGUAUGUAUUGAUAUGGCACUUUUGAAUUAAGACAUUAUAUCUCACUAUGCUAAUUAAUAAAUUAGUUUUAACUUGUA
Messenger RNA from Cryptomeria japonica (Japanese cedar), 2145 nucleotides. RefSeq lists its product as uncharacterized. NCBI's taxonomy places the organism in Eukaryota, Viridiplantae, Streptophyta, Pinopsida, Cupressales, Cupressaceae. The coding region runs from base 294 to 1838 and encodes 514 amino acids. The record is from RefSeq and is a predicted model, not a curated record. Gene Ontology annotation, molecular function: ribosomal large subunit binding. Gene Ontology annotation, cellular component: nucleus; cytoplasm. Gene Ontology annotation, biological process: ribosomal large subunit export from nucleus. The transcript is spliced from 2 exons.